GUCUGUGCUGCUGGUGGACUGCAGGAAAACAACGGGGCUGAGUGGAACUGUGAGAGGAGGAGAAGAGAAGAAAGGAUCAGAUUUGACACAUCAAAGAGGAACACCAAUCUUCAAGGAACCAAAGAUGUCCAAACCAGCAAGACGACACCUCUGCUCCCAGUGUGGAAAGAGUUUUAACCAGUUAGGAAGCCUGAAAGCUCAUGAGCGAAUACACACAGGGGAGAAGCCUUACCACUGCUCCCAGUGUGGAACUAGGUUUACCAGAUUAGGAAGCCUGAAAAGACAUGAGAGGAUACACACAGGAGCGAAGCCACACCAUUGCGCCCAGUGUGGAAAGAGUUUUAACAAGUUAGGAAACAUGAAAUCUCACGAGCGAAUACACACAGGGGAGAAGCCUUACCACUGCUCCCAUUGUGGAAAAAGUUUUAGAGAGUCAGGAAACCUGAACGCUCAUAAGCGAAUACACACAGGGGAGAAGCCUUACCGCUGCUCCCACUGCGGAAAGCGUUUUAACCAUUCAGGAAAGCUGAAAGAACACAUGAGACUGCACACAGGGGAGAACCCUUGCAAAUGCUCAGACUGUGGGAAGACAUAUUACUCAUCACGGUCACUUAAACGUCAUGUGAGAAUCCACACGGGAGAAUAAUUACUUCUGGUGUGUAUAUUGAUAUUUCACAUCACGUUGACUUAAAAUUCAUCAGAGAACAUACACAGUGUUGACUGAGAAUGUGUUUACCUGUUGAAACCAGAUGAAAUUGAAUUGUACAAAGUAUUCUUAAACAUAUAUUUGUAUGUUUUUAUUAGAAAACAUGAAGUGAAUAUGGAGUCUGUCAGUUUGAAUAUAGAGUAAAUCAGAUUCCAUGUGUUUAAAUGGUCCUUUUUUAAACUCUGACUGUGUGUGUUUAUCUGGGUGUGUCAUUCCUCCAGCACUACAGAUAAUCAAGUGCUAUUUGGAUGUGAUGCAUUAGUUCCAUUGUUGACAUUUGCAUUAUAUUGUUGGCCCACUGAUGAUUUAAUGAAAUGAAAAUGUUCACAGACUCUGUAAUGGAAGAUGGUCAUUGUAAACUCAGCAAAAAAAAGAAACGUCCUCUCACUGUCAACUGCGUUUAUUUUAAAUAAACUUAAUGUGUA
Messenger RNA from Oncorhynchus mykiss (rainbow trout), 1131 nucleotides. The record is from RefSeq and is a predicted model, not a curated record. Lineage: Eukaryota; Metazoa; Chordata; Actinopteri; Salmoniformes; Salmonidae.